Bombina bombina (fire-bellied toad) is the source of this 563-nucleotide messenger RNA. It is a transcript of the gene NDUFA13, whose product is annotated as NADH:ubiquinone oxidoreductase subunit A13. The coding region runs from base 64 to 498 and encodes 144 amino acids. NCBI's taxonomy places the organism in Eukaryota, Metazoa, Chordata, Amphibia, Anura, Bombinatoridae. The transcript has 5 exons. The record is from RefSeq and is a predicted model, not a curated record.
UCACAGGGAACGUCAAAUUCAGUGCCGCCUCCGGCUGAAGCCAAGAGCAGCAGCGGGGCUAAUAUGGCGGCGUCCAAGGUGAAGCAGGACAUGCCUCCUACGGGGGGCUAUGGACCUGUGGAUUAUAAAAGAAGUAUGCCCCGGAGAGGACUGAGCGGGUAUUCAAUGUUUGGUUUGGGUGUUGGAGUCUUGCUGUUUGGAUACUGGAGGAUUUUCAAAUGGAACAGGGAAAGAAGGCGGCUACUAAUAGAAGAUCUAGAGACCCGUGUAGCUCUCCUUCCCCUUCUCCAGGCAGAGCAGGAUAGACGAGUAUUACGACUACUACGUGAAAAUUUAGAGGAAGAAGCAAUCAUUAUGAAAGAUGUUCCAGGCUGGAAGGUUGGAGAGUCCACAUUCCACACAGACCGGUGGGUUAAGCCAACACUGAAUGAACUUUACAAUCUCCGGGCUCAGGAAGAGCUUAUCAAAAAGAAGUUUAGUUUCCAGUGGUAUGUCUAAACCACUGAUCAUUCUCUAUUAGUGUACUGUAUUCAACUUUCAAAAUAAAUUUCUUCCAUAUUUUU